Messenger RNA from Balaenoptera acutorostrata (minke whale), 971 nucleotides. RefSeq names its product granzyme A. Bases 9 to 791 code for a protein of 260 amino acids. The record is from RefSeq and is a predicted model, not a curated record. Lineage: Eukaryota; Metazoa; Chordata; Mammalia; Artiodactyla; Balaenopteridae. Gene Ontology annotation, biological process: negative regulation of oxidoreductase activity; proteolysis; positive regulation of apoptotic process. The transcript has 5 exons. Gene Ontology annotation, molecular function: serine-type endopeptidase activity.
CAGCCACAAUGAAGAACUCCUCUACAUUUCUGGCAGCCACUCUCUCAAUGGUCAUUUUUCUCCUUCUAAUUCCUGAAGAUCUCUGUGUAAAAAUUAUUGGAGGAAAUCAAGUGACUCCUCAUUCAAGACCCUACAUGGUGCUACUUCAAGGGAAAAAUAUCUGUGCCGGGGCUUUGAUUGCAAAAGACUGGGUAUUGACUGCAGCUCACUGUAACCUGAACAGAAGAUCCCAGAUCGUUCUUGGGGCUCACUCAAUAACCAAGAAAGAGCCUGAAAAACAGAUCAUGUUCGUUAAGAAAGAGUUUCCCUAUCCAUGCUAUGACCAGGACACGCAUGAGGGUGAUCUUAAACUUCUAAAGCUGAACAAAAAAGCAACAAUUAAUAAAAACGUGGCUAUCCUUCCUCUCCCUAAAUUGGGGGAUGAUGUGAAACCGGGAACUAUGUGUCGAGUUGCAGGGUGGGGUAUGUUUCACAAUAAUUCACCUCGGUCUGAUAUUUUGAGAGAGGUCAAUGUCACCGUCAUAGACAGAAAAAUCUGCAACGAUCAAAGGCACUAUAAUUAUAACCCUGUGAUUGGACUGAAUAUGAUUUGUGCCGGAAGCCUCCAAGGUGGAAGAGACUCCUGCAGUGGAGAUUCUGGAAGCCCUUUGAUAUGUGAAGGCAUUUUCAGAGGCAUCACUGCCUUUGGCCUUCCAGGGAAAUGCGGAGACCCUCGAGGACCUGGCGUCUAUAUUCUUCUCUCAAAGAAACACCUCAGCUGGAUAGCUAAGACUAUGAAACAUGCAGUUUAGAUAACCGUAUUUCAUUUCAUUUGCUGUUACUUCUUUUUUUUAAAUUUUUAUUAGAGUAUAGUUGACUUACAAUGAUGUAUUAGUUUCAGGUAUACAGCAAAGUGAAUCAGUUAUUCAUAUACAUAUAUUCACUCCUUUUCUUUAGACUCUUUUCCCAUAUAGGCCAUUACAGAGUAUUGA